Messenger RNA from Colossoma macropomum (tambaqui), 2377 nucleotides. It is a transcript of the gene plcd4b, whose product is annotated as phospholipase C, delta 4b. Gene Ontology annotation, molecular function: phosphatidylinositol-4,5-bisphosphate phospholipase C activity; calcium ion binding. Gene Ontology annotation, biological process: intracellular signal transduction; lipid metabolic process. Lineage: Eukaryota; Metazoa; Chordata; Actinopteri; Characiformes; Serrasalmidae. The record is from RefSeq and is a predicted model, not a curated record. The transcript is spliced from 16 exons. Bases 119 to 2377 code for a protein of 752 amino acids.
CUUCUCUCUCUCUCUCAGUGUGCUCAGUCAGAGCUGAGGGCACAGCCUCCCUGAAGAGUCUCUGUCUCACAGGCCCUGCGCAUCUGCUGCUCUCAGCCCGGUAAGCCGUGUGUGGGAAAUGGAAUCUCCCCAGCAAAGUUGUGUCCAGCCAGAUGCUAGUCUCGAGAUCAUGAAGGCUGGAAGCGUCCUGAGAAAAGCAAAGUCUCGCAUCUGGGGAGGACACCGCCACUACAAGUUGCAGGACGACUGCAAGACCAUCGCGUACAAAUCCAGCUGGGCUAUGAACUCAUUCUCAACCUUCUCUGUAGGUGAUGUGGAGGCAGUGCGUGAGGGCCAUGAGUCCGAGGUGUUCCUGAGUGUCGCAGAUGAAUAUCCUCCAGAACGCUGUUUCACGCUUGUUUUCCGUGGCCGCCGUGGGAACCUGGACUUGGUGGCAGAGUCAGCCGAGGAGGCUCAGGCCUGGAUAAGGGGUAUGCAGACCCUCAUAGAGAAUCUGCAGAACAUGGGCGAGAGUGAAAAACUUGACCAAUGGAUCUCUGACUUGUUUCUGAAAGCAGACAGGAACAAAGAUGGCAGGAUAAGCUUUAAGGAGGUCCGCAGGCUGCUGAAGCUCAUGAACAUGGACAUGAAUGAAGACCACGCAAGCUCUCUUUUUAGGACGGCCGAUAAGAGUCAGACAGGUUUUCUGGGAAGUGAGGAAUUUGUCCACUUCUACAAGAUGCUUACUCAGAGAAAAGAGGUUGUGGAGCUGUUCCACGAGUACUCCAGCGAUGGACAAACGCUCUCACAUUGUGACCUGGAGGAGUUUCUGCGGGAGGAGCAGCUGGAGGGAGACAGGAGUCAAGAACAUGCGCUUGAGCUGAUCCAAAGAUAUGAGCCUUCAGAUACAGCCAAAACCAACCACACCAUGUCAAUAGAUGGCUUCUUGAUGUAUCUGACCUCUGCUGAUGGUUCCAUCUUCAACUCAGAAGACCAGCGUCUCUAUCAGGACAUGACUCAGCCUCUCAACCAUUACUUUAUCAGCUCAUCACACAAUACGUACCUUCUAGAGGACCAGCUGAAAGGGAGGAGCAGCGUGGAGGGCUACAUUCAGGCUCUGAAGCGGGGCUGUCGCUGCUUGGAGAUCGACUGUUGGGAUGGUUCCAGUGGAGAGCCUGUCGUUUACCAUGGACACACUUUCACAUCCAAGAUUCUCUUUAAAGAUGUAAUUAACACAGUGGCAAAAUAUGCCUUCAAGACCUCAGAGUACCCAGUUAUCUUGUCUAUUGAAAACCGGUGCAGCGUGGAGCAACAGAAAGUCAUGGCUCAGCUCUUAAAGGAUAUCCUUGGUGACAUGCUGCUGAGGACUACAAUAGAUGGCAAAGUCCCUAGUGUACUCCCAUCUCCAGAGGAACUAAAGGGAAAAAUUCUGGUGAAAGGGAAGAAGAUUGGAGGACUGGAGUCCUUGGAUGCAGACAAUCCAGUAAGCGGUGAAGUGAGUGAUGAAGACGAUUCUUCAGAGCUGCGCAGGGACAGCCUGACCACAGAGAGUUUGCCAUCAGACAGAAAGAAAUCAAAGCGCAGUCUAACCAAGGAGCUUUCGGACCUUGUCAUAUACUGCAAGAAUGAACAUUUCAACAACUUUGAACAUGCACGCAUCCACGGCAAGCCAUAUGACAUAUCCUCUUUCUCUGAGUCCAAGGGCCGCAAAAUUAUCAAGGAAGCAGCUGCUGAUUUUGUUCAGCACAACGCAAGGCAGAUUACCAGGGUGUAUCCUAGUGGCCUAAGGACAGACUCUUCAAACUUCUGUCCCCAAGACAUGUGGAUUGUGGGAUGCCAAAUGGUGGCUUUAAACUUCCAGACAGCAGGACUGGAGAUGGAUCUUAAUGAUGGUCUUUUUAGUCAGAAUAACCACUGCGGAUAUGUUCUGAAACCUGAGAUCCUGCGCAACAGUGAGCAACAGUUCAAUCCAGAGAGGCCUCAGGACCGCAAAGAUUACUGUCCCCUCAUCCUCACUAUUCAGGUAAUUAGUGGCCAGCAGCUCCCUAAAGUAAACAACAAAGUAGGCUCCAUUGUAGACCCUUUUGUAAGGGUGGAGAUAUAUGGUGUACCUCCGGACCAGGCCACACAGGAGACAAGCUACAUUGAGAACAAUGGACUCAACCCAUGCUGGAACGAAACAUUAGAGUUUGUGGUCCAUACUCCUGAACUGGCACUCAUCCGCUUUGUCGUGGAGGACUAUGACAUGGCAACCAAGAAUGAUUUUAUAGGGCAGUACACAGUUCCCUUCUCCUGCAUUCAGUCAGGGUAUCGCCACAUUCAUCUUUUAUCGAAAGACGGCACAAGCCUUCUCCCCUCCUCUCUGUUUGUUAACAUUAAUAUUACAGAAGCCUCCUAG